GUUGUCAUCAGAAACUUAGAAGUCUCUUUUCUUUCAUUCGACAAGAAAACCCAAGAAACAGACAAAACCAAGAAUGGAAGGAAGAGUCAACGCUCUUUCAAACCUAAACGACCUAGAACUCCACAAUUUCUUGGUCGAUCCAAACUUCGACCAGUUCAUAAACCUCAUCAGAGGAGACCAAAACAUCGACAACACACCUCUCGAUUUCGAUCUCGGUGCUCCUCUGCAAAACAGUCCCUGUUUCAUCGACGAGAGCCAGUUUCUCCCCACACCUGUCGAUGCCCUGUUCGACGAAUUGCCUGAUUUAGACUCCAAUGUCGCCGAAUCUUUCCGUAGCUUCGACGGCGAGAGCGUUAGAGCCGGCGGAGACGACGAUUACAACGACGGCGACGAUUCUUCGGCCACCACUACGAAUAACGAUGGAAGCCGCAAGACGAAGACUGAUCGGUCAAGAACUUUGAUCUCUGAGAGGAGAAGGAGAGGUCGGAUGAAGGAUAAGCUCUACGCAUUGAGAUCUCUUGUUCCCAACAUCACUAAGAUGGAUAAAGCAUCCAUUGUUGGAGAUGCAGUGUUGUAUGUUCAAGAACUGCAAUCACAAGCCAAGAAACUCAAAGCCGAUAUCGCAGGUCUUGAAGCUUCUUUAAGCUCUAAUGGUGGGUACCAAGAACCUGCACCAGAUGCUCACAAGACUCGACCUUUUCGCGGUAUCAACCCUCCUGUUUCCAAGAAAAUCAUUCAGAUGGAUGUAAUUCAAGUGGAGGAGAAAGGGUUUUAUGUGAGGUUGGUGUGUAAUAAAGGAGAAGGUGUUGCUCCAUCACUCUACAAGUCUUUGGAGUCUCUUACAAGUUUCCAAGUGCAAAACUCCAACCUAAGCUCUCCUUCUUCUGACACAUACCUCUUAACAUAUACAUUAGAUGGGACUUAUUUUGAACAGAGCUUAAACUUGCCUAACCUGAAGCUGUGGAUCACUGGAUCACUUCUAAACCAAGGUUUUGAAUUCAUCAAGCCUUUCACUUGAUUCCAUAACCCGGUUCUGCAUCUCAUUGAUGGUCUUCCUUUCUGUAUGCUUUUUUUAACUACCAGAUAUCUAAUUUCAAUUCAAAUGAUGAUGUUGUAAUCGAGAUUGUUGAUUCUCUCUAUUGAAUAAACAUCAUGUUCUAGAAUAAUUUAGCAAAGAAACAAGUAGUUAAUGGAAGUAAUUUAUACACUUUUGUGUAUAAUCU
This is a messenger RNA of Thlaspi arvense, 1223 nucleotides long. The record is from the annotation of a GenBank genome assembly. NCBI's taxonomy places the organism in Eukaryota, Viridiplantae, Streptophyta, Magnoliopsida, Brassicales, Brassicaceae.